CUGUGACGCCCGCGGUGGCGGAGGGGCUCGGCUUGUCAGUACAGAUCAGACUGGAAUGGUGAACAAAUAAGUCUAGGGCCUUAAGUUAAACGCUACUCUCUGAAUAUCUAAAGCUUGUCCUAUCUGCUGUUAAAUUAUAGCAUCUGACUUCCUAGUUGUGGCUUCUGCUUUGAAAUGUUCAUGAAUGUAAAAUAGUACCCCACAGAAUUUGUAUCCCAAAGUCCCCAGAAAAUAAAAGUGUAUUUCAAAAAGUGAAAAUCAGAAGUAGCUGCUGAUAUAGAGAAGAGCACUAAGGAUCAUUUCUUGUGGAAAAUUUUUUAAGAUGUGGUGAAGAAAGAGCCUGUAUUUCCCCCUGUCUGGUAUAUAGUGCCUUAAAAAAUGGGUUUUGGAGGUGACCUGAAGUAUUCUCAUGAUGCUUUAUUAAAACUGCAAGACUGGGAACUACGACUGCUGGAAACAGUGAAGAAAUUUAUGGUAAUGCGAGUAAAAAGUGAUAAGGAGUAUGCCUCCACUUUACAGAAUCUUUGUAAUCAAGUAGAUAAAGAGAGCACUUGUCAAUUGGAUUAUGUCAGCAAUGUGUCCAAGUCUUGGUUGCUCGUGGUACAGCAAACAGAACAGCUGAGCAAAAUAAUGAAGACACAUGCAGAGGAUCUUAAUUCUGGGCCUUUGCAUAGGCUUACAAUGAUGAUCAAAGAUAAGCAGCAAGUUAAGAAGAGUUAUGUAGGUGUUCAUCAGCAGAUUGAAGCAGAGAUGUACAAGGUCACAAAGACAGAACUAGAGAAACUAAAAUCUACCUAUAGACAACUAAUAAAAGAAGUAAAUUCAGCAAAAGAAAAGUAUAAAGAAGCUGUGGCUAAAGGAAAGGAGACUGAGAAAGCCAAAGAUCGGUGUGAUAAAGCCACUAUGAAGCUUCAUAUGUUGCAUAAUCAGUAUGUAUUGGCACUGAAAGGAGCACAGUUACAUCAGCACCAGUAUUAUGAUACUACACUUCCUCUGUUACUUGAUUCACUACAGAAGAUGCAAGAAGAAAUGAUUAAAGCCCUAAAAGGAAUCUUGGAUGAGUAUAGCCAGAUCACCAGUCUUGUAACAGAGGAGAUUGUGAAUGUCCAUAAAGAGAUCCAGACCUCAGUUGAACAGAUAGACCCAAAUUCUGAGUAUAAUGACUUCAUAGAUACUCACAGGUCAUCAGAAGUUGUUGAACAAGAAAUAGAGUUUGAUACGUCUUUACUAGAAGAAAAUGAAAACCUUCAAGCUAAUGAGAUCAUGUGGAAUAAUCUAACAGCGGAGAGUUUACAAGUCACGUUAAAAACAGUAAUAGAAGAACUGAUUCAGACACAGCAAACCCUUUUGAGCAAAGAGGAACUUGUGUUGGAACUGGAGAAAAAGAUAGAAGAGUCAUCUAGGACUUGUGAAAAGAAGUCUGAUAUUGUACUCUUGCUGAGCCAAAAGCAAGCACUGGAAGAACUUAAGCAAACAGUUCAGCAAUUAAGAUGCUCUGAGGCAAAAUUUACAGCCCAGAAAGAACUACUGGAACAAAAGGUUCAAGAGAAUGAUGGGAAAGAGCCACCACCUGUAGUGAAUUAUGAAGAAGAUGCCAGAUCAGUGACUUCUAUGGACAAGAAGGACAAAGUCUCAAGAUUUGACACUAUACGUCAUUCCAUAGCUGGAAUUAUAAGGUCUCCAAAAUCCAUGUUGGGGUCAUCGUCUUUCUUUGAUGUAAUUUCAACCACUGAGAAACCAUUGGCUGAGCAAGACUGGUAUCAUGGUGCAAUUCCAAGAAUAGAAGCCCAGGAGCUGUUAAAACAGCAAGGAGACUUCUUGGUGCGAGAGAGCCACGGGAAACCUGGUGAAUAUGUCCUUUCUGUGUUUUCAGAUGGACAACGGAGGCACUUUAUCAUACAAUAUGCUGAUAAUCAGUAUCGUUUUGAAGGAACUGGGUUUCCAACUAUUCCUCAGCUCAUAGAACAUCAUUACACAACAAAGCAAGUUAUUACAAAGAAAUCAGGUGUUGUUCUGCUGAAUCCUGUUGUUAAGGAUAAGAAAUGGGUUCUCAAUCAUGAAGAUGUCACACUGGGAGAAUUACUGGGUAAAGGUAAUUUUGGUGAGGUAUAUAAGGGAACAUUAAAGGAUAAAACUCCUGUUGCUGUAAAAACUUGUAAAGAAGAUCUUCCUCAGGAAUUGAAAAUAAAAUUUCUGUCAGAGGCCAGAAUACUCAAACAGUAUGAUCAUCCUAAUAUUGUAAAACUUAUAGGAGUUUGCACACAACGACAACCUAUAUAUAUUGUUAUGGAACUUGUUCCAGGAGGUGAUUUCCUGUCCUUUUUAAGAAAAAAGAAGGAUGAGCUAAAAACCAAACAGUUGGUGAAGUUUUCAUUAGAUGCUGCUUCUGGUAUGGCAUAUCUCGAAUCUAAAAAUUGUAUACACAGAGACCUGGCUGCAAGGAACUGCUUGGUAGGUGAAAGCAACAUUUUGAAAAUAAGUGAUUUUGGAAUGUCCCGGCAAGAGGAUGAUGGCGUGUACUCAUCGUCAGGCCUAAAGCAGAUUCCUAUCAAGUGGACUGCUCCAGAAGCUCUCAACUAUGGGAGAUACACAUCUGAGAGUGACGUAUGGAGCUUUGGAAUCCUUUUGUGGGAGACCUUCAGUUUAGGAGUAUGUCCGUACCCUGGAAUGACCAACCAACAAGCACGAGAACAAGUUGAGAAAGGCUACCGAAUGUCAGCACCACAAAAAUGUCCAGAAGAAAUAUAUAAAAUAAUGCAGAGGUGCUGGGACUACAAACCAGAAAACCGGCCAAAAUUCAGUGAGAUUCAGAAAGAGCUGUCUUCAGUCAAAAAGAAAGUGACAUAGUGAUAAACAAGUGCCAAACUCAAUGUGUGGGACUUUAUUUUCCAGUGAAGUAAUUUUUUCCCCUCAAACACUAUGCGUUUAUACAACAUUAUCUGCAAUAUUCUUCUAGGAUUACUUUGAAAUUAUUUUUUUUUAUAUAUACAUGUGUACCGUCUUGAAUGAUGUCUACACCUGCAUUAAAGACAUAUACUGCAAAAUGCUAUAUAUCCAGUCACAGUAAUAUUGUCAUUUAGGUUACAUGUAAACAGAAAAGCACAUACUAUAGAUUUAAGGGACUGUGGCUUCUAUCUGUUUUACAGCAAGUAACUGCUAGUGGCAUUUUUCAGAGGUUUUCUACUUUAAGCUGUGUUCUCACUCUGCUAUCCCUGUCCCAUACGUCAACACUAGUAUCACUCUAAUGUGGUGACUGUCAUACAUAUUGGCCUUAAAAUUUAAGAUAGUUUUGACAAGUAUUUCAGCUAGAAACUUUUCUAUUUUUUAAAUUCUUUCUGCAACUGAUAUUUUAAAGUGAUACUUUAAGGAUGAAGGUCAGUUAGAUUCUGGAUGCAAAUGUGCUUACUGAACAGUGAAAUCCAGAAUUUUCUUUUGUAGAAAAUUGAGUUACUUGUGCAUUUCUUACCAUACUGUAGUAAAUACUUCUGACUUUUGGUGUGAUUUACUUAGGCCAUGCCUUUUCUUCCUACAAAGCCAUCAGAAUUCAGUAAUAUGUCUCCUUUACAAUGACCUAUGUUUAUUUAAGAAGCAAAAAAUCCAAUAUCAAGUCUUGACUACACAUGUUAAGAAAUACUGCAAAUCAUUUGCCUUCCAAGUAAUAUGUAAAAGCAGUAGGCCAACAGAAAGAGGUUUACUAAUGAUAGGAGUAGAUAACAAAUAUUGAUCUUAGGGGAGUCAAAGAGUGUGAAUUGCUAGAUUUGCUUUUGAUUCUGAUUAUUCCAAGAAACCAAAACAAAGAAGUGUGCUUAAAGCCUCUGACAGGCUGAGCAAGGCAGAGUAGAAAUACUAACUUUAUAACUUUUUUAAAUCAUUGCAAUCAGAUUUUAAAAGAAUGGGGACAGGCAAGUUUUAAAUGCCACCAGUAAUAAAAACCUUGUCUAUAUAAGAAAAAAAGUCUGCCAAAAAGAAUAAAAACUUAUUAGAUAGGGGAGGGAGGAAAGGCACAGUUUGUUACUCUGGCUCUGGGUCCUCUUUGCAGCUGUAACUAUUUACUAGGGCCCUACAGAGAAAUAGGAACAUGUUACAGUAUCCUGGUCUGAAUUCCAGAGUUAAAGGUGCUUAAAAUUUUUCCAAGAAUUAACUUACAUUUCUCAGAUCAGGGGAUGACAGUUGCUGCUAAUGCAAAUAAGAAGUAGGGACUGGAAGCAACAUAGCAUCUGCAAUGUUAUUUAGCCCUAUACUUUAUUGUUACAGUGGGAUUGAGAUGUAGUGAAGUCAGUGGCUACAUUACAUUUUCAUUUCUAUUAAGGUGAUUUUCUAUUGUCCACAACAUUUUUGCUCUCUGAAGUGUAUUUAUAGUAGUACUGAGUGGUAAUGUUUAAGGGCUAUGUGUGACCAAAAUGUGUAGUCUAGAUGAGUUUGUCUCUUAUAUUGGAGUUAGUGCCGAAAUAAAACAAUGAAUGAUCAUGCUGGAGCACAUCACCUGUAUUUGAAGUGGAACUGUCAGUAUCCAAAUGUAAGGCAUGGUGACUGCUUCUUGGAUUUAAGUGAUUUUUUUCUUGGAAUUAAGGAAGCAUAUAUAUACUCAUGAAGGCAAGUGUUUGGAAAAUUUGGUGGUAUGAAUUUAAAUGUCCUUAUAAGCAUAGUGAAUAUAUUUACUUAGUUCUAUACUUCCAAGUAGCCCAAAGAUAUUUUUGAAGACCAAUGGGAAACAUUCUUAUUAGUUUGUAUGCUUUCAAGCAGUACAUAAAGUUUGUGCCUUAAUUUGCUAGUAUGCUAAUGCAAGUAUACUAAUAUUUAAGGAAUGUUCCACAAUCAUUUGGAAAAAUCCAAGAUUUAUCCAACUGCAGGUCCUUAUGUAUGCAUCACUAAAGUCUGCAGGUAAUGAUAACAGUGUCUCCUCUGUCAGCAUUCAUAGCUUCUCUGGAGAGUUAAUAUUCUUGUUCUGUGAAAGAGAUGAACUUUGCUAUAUGCUCUCUUGACAGCAAAGAAAUACUGUUUUAUUUCUAUAAGAUAAAAUACUGUUUUAUUUGUCUUAAAUUAACCAGUCACCAUCCUGACUCUCAGGAAAAGAUAAAAAUUGUACUCAUAUUUUACUCUGAAAUAGUUAACAUUUGUAAUUCAUAUCACACUUCUGUUUAAAUUUAAAGACUUUUUAAAACAUGAGAUUUCUACAGCAGCAAAAAAAUUUAUUCUUAUUCCUGAAGUAGACAUCAAUUCAGUUCAAAAAUAAUAACUCUUUGGGAGAAUACCAGAAUGAGUUUAUACAUAUAGAAUAAAUUUAAACACAGGUACGUCUCUUCAAUUAUUUACACUGUUUUCUUAUCAUUAAUUUGACAGUUUGUGGCAGAAUAUGUUCAUCAUGUUUCACCUGUAAUUAUUGCAGUUAUACCAUUUAGGAAGUGGAACCUUUACCUAUAGAUACUGGUUUUAAAUUUUUGUAAAAUUCUCACAGGGAAGCUGAAAAACAAACCUGCCAUAAAAUGAAAUUUAAAAGAAAGAUGUGGUAUUCAAGAACCAAAGCCUCCGUAUCUGCUUUCUAUGGACUUUUGAUGACUUAGUGUUGUAUAGUUUAGCCAGAUACUGGUCAUUUAGCUCACAUAAUGUGUUUAUGCUAGAGAAUAUAGAAAAAAGUUAAGACGCAGUCUCUUUUACAAGUACAGUGUUUCAGGUAGGUUCUUACACCAGCACUGUCCCAACCAGGGAGACCCUGAGGGAAUCCUGAAUUUUUUACACUGUUAAGUGGGAGAAACUCUGAAUACUGUUAAGGGUCAGAUAGAAAUACCUCAGCCUGUUACGUGACAUGGAAUUCAACAGAUUAACUGUUAUUUUCAUCUUUUUCCAAGGAAUUGCAUUCAUAAUUCUAAGAAAUACUGUUUUGAGGGCAAAAAAAUGCAUCAUUAGUUAGUUUUCAAUAGAAAUUAAGCACAUAUGCUAGCUUCAAAUUUCAGUCAUCAGUGAAAUCAUGAGGAUUCUUAAGCAUUUCAAUUUUAUGGAAGGUAAAAUAGUGAAAAGUGUCUUGUCUGAAAACAAACCUUACUUCAGCAAAGUGCGAUUUUGGGGAGUCAACAUCCCACCAAGACGUUCUCUUUGAAAUGUACAUUUUCAUUAGUUUCUAUUGAAACCAAUGAACUAAUUUUUCAUUUAGCAACUGCAGUUGUAUUGCACUUCUUCGUAACAAAAAUCUGCCAUUUGAAGAGUUCCCUAAUAUUUUUACUGAAAGUUUUUAUUGGAACAUGUAUCCCCAGAAGGCUAUUCAGUAAGAACUGCAGUUUGUAAAGUAAGCCUGAUCUUAUUGAUGAGAAUCAGAAAACUUGUUAAGGAAAUAAAUAGUAGGUUAUUCAUACUUAAGUAUUAUUUCAUCCAUGUCUUUGACCACCUGUUAUGCUUACUUAAAUCCUACAAGCACAUCACUAAAACUGACUAUGAAGUUGCCCAUUUGUUAUCUCUUAUAACUAUUUUGUUUUCCCUUUUGCACCCAUUGUAAAGAUGCUAAAGAAAAAACACUUUCCUGAGGUUACAGAGUAACCAACUGUCAGAAGCAUUUAAAAAUCUCUUACCCCUACUCAGAUUUUCCCAGAUAUGCUGCUGCAUGGAUAUUAACAGUAGUGAUUAAGUACUGGCCCUGUUUCCAUUAUUCUUACUGUCGUGUUCUCUAAAUGGCAGUGCCACAGGCAUGCUCAAUACAGUGCAAUAUUUGAAGAGCUGAGUUAGUGUGUAAAAAGUGUCAUCAAACAUGAUACUCAGGAGCAGUAGUUCUGAAAACGGUUGGUUGUCAUAAUUAAUAACAACUCAAUGUAAAGAUAGAAUAAAAAGAAAGAGGCUAAUUGAGAGAAUCCACCUUCUGUAACAUCUGUCCUGUUUAUCAGCAAUAGAAAUAUUUGUUAUGCCAGUGCACUUGGAUUUGUAACACUUUUACGACUGAGCAUAAAAUAGUUUGCUAUUAAAAGAAGAGUUCACCAAUUAUUUUUUUUUCCUAAAGAUUGGAAGGACAUGUGAUAUUGUUGGAAGCAUUCUUGCUAGUCAAGUCAGGAUAUGUGGAGGGAAGGAUACCCCUACUACCAACCAAGGUACAUUUUUUUUUUUCUUCUUAGAAUCGUAUUCAUGCAGUCCUUCACUUUCAGGGAUACAGGACUUUAAUUAGUAAUUAGAAAGUAUAGGGCAAGUCUAAUAUUCCUGAAGUUCCAAAAAAACAUGAGUUUUUAAGAGUGAUGUGGUAAAUUUGAGACAUCAGCUCAAUUAAAAAUGUUUUCUUCUAGUUUCCUUAUGCACAUUUAGUGUAAAACAAAGCAGUCCUUAAACAAUCAUCAGUAACAACUUACAGGAAAAAUGCAUCAACCUCAGAAACCUAUCAAGCUUCUUUAAGAGUAACCUAAGUAAGGAAUGUUUUUUAUAGUCUUGUACUAUAAUUCCCCUAGGAUAGGUUUCCUUUCUAAAAAACUAAAAAAUUAAAAAAAAAAAAUAAAAAAAAAUACACAAAACUAAAAAAAAAAGCUUAAGAAGUUGAAAGCUCCAAGUUGAAACAGAAGAAUCCUUUCACUUGCCACAUUCUGAACAGUCUUUCAAGUAUUACCACAAUUCCUUUCCCAAAACUGAUAAUGUAUCUGUGAUUUCCAGCUCUUACAUACCCUACAGCAUUGCAUAUUAGUGCAUUAUUAACACCCAACCUUACUUUCAGACAAAGGAAUGGAAGAUUCUGUCAUUAAAAAGUACAGCAAGUUCUGCCUGUUAGCUCCCACAUUUUCCUUAACUUCCACAUUCAGUUAUUAGUCAUUGUCUUCACUAUGAUGAGCACCAUUGUUUUAAAAUCAGCAGCUUAUCCCCUAAAUUUCACAGAUUUGACUCUAGAAGCCAACUUGAUUUUGGUUCCACAUCAAAUAAGCAAAAGCUGUUUCUGUAUUUCAGCCUUACUACUAAUCUACAAAAUAGGAGGGUUCAGAUAUACAUUUAUUGUUCUCUCCAAGGGGAUGCUACCUCCACCAAUAACUCUAAGUUUCCCUUAUGUCCCUGUUAUGUCCUUCUGUCUCUUUGACAUAAAAUUUUAACUGGAAUGUAUGUCCAAGUAUAGAACUUGGGUGUUAACUCUGAGUUGUUUCAUUUUCAGGAAGUUGUAUAUUAUUAGUUGUUUUAGAACACCCAUUUUCUCAGACAUCAUCUAGAUAGGACUUAAAUUAGAAUUUUCAGAUGGUUUGGUUUUUUUUUUUUUGUGAGCUAAAGGACUAAUUAGAUUGCUAGCUACGUGUAUUGUCAUUUUGCAGCUGUUUCAGAUUAUAGCUAUGAGAGAGUAGUUCAUUUAUAGAUCUCAGAUUAUGUAUGCCUUCUCUAAAUCAAAAACUGUUAGCCAUACUUACAAAAAAUGGAUAAAUAAAGCCCUCAAAUAUAAUUGACUGAGGUCAUAAAGUGAAAACAUAAAAGAGUCAUGAAGUACAUUCUUUCUUCCUCUAUCCUCCCAGAAUUGAAUGCUUUGUAAAUAAAACUUGCAAUAACUGUUUUUGUGUUUAUAGAUAAAUAUGACCUGUGAACCUCUAUGAUAACCUAGGACUCACAUUGCUACUAGCAAAGAAGGCUUGGAAAAAAGUGCUACUAUUUGGAACUGUCAUUUAGUUUUAGAACUACAAGUUUUUAUAGAUAAAUACAUAACUUAAGUUUUGUGAGUACAGUAAGAGAGACAGCACAUACUUCUCCAUGGAAACCCUUCAUCAAUUUAAGGCAAUUAUGCUUUUUAAAUGGAAAAUCAGAUUGAUCAGCAGUUCCUUCUAGAUUACACAUCUUGAAAGCAUGAGCCAGAAGUUUUCACCACUAAAAAAAGAUCCACGUUACUGUCUUUAUAUACACCCAGCUCAGUCUUUCUCAACACAUAAAGAAUUCCAUAAUUGUUAAAUGCAGUAGUAAUACAAAAUCCUUGGUUAACUGAUACGUAAACUACUUCACUCUGACCUUUUGCUUCAAUUCUUAAUCUUUCUGCUCUUUAAAAAGGGCUGCAAUAAGUUUAUAGUUCUAGCUGAGCCCUGCUGUAAUAAUCUGGGCUGUUGCAACUCCCACACAUUUCCUAAUUCUGAUGGCUCCAGGUACCACAAAUGGUGUCCUUUCAUUUACCUCAAAGGAGUUACUAUUGUGACAGAAAAGUUCAAGUAUAUCCCUGCUUUUGUUUGACUCAAAAAUAUUAUAGUCAUUAUACCUUCAUACCUGUGGCAAUGUGUUUGUAUGAAAAUGGAAGUAACUGUGAAUCAAGGUGAAGCACAUUGUUCCAAACACAUUUUUUGAUCAAGUUACAAACUCUAAAUAUAUCGUGAAAUGUCCACAUCAUAAAGGACAUCAGAAAAACAACAUUCCUGACUGCCUAGUUUACAAUACAGAGUAUCCUGCCCCUACUAGGGAACAAUAUAAAACUAUAUAUGCUCCUUGAAAAAGCAGUGAUUUUGCUUUCAGACCAGAACUAAACAAUACCUUUAAAAUUAACAGCAGUAACUUAAUUCCAACUAAGCCUUUUUGUAAACUUCCUUCUUCUUAACAGACCUUUCCAAAUAGUGUUAAUUUUUAUUAUUGUCAUCCAUUUUGCUGUUAGAAAUUUGACUUCUGUAUAUCAUAUAACAUUUACUUAUACUGGUAAUUAUAUCCACGACUGCCACCAUGAAGUGCUGAGACUUGCAACUUCAGAAGAUAAGCAUUGCAAAGUCAGUAGACGUCUACAGGGAACUGAUCUUUCACCAGGUGUCUGAGGUGAUACGGCUUAAUGCAUUUUAAAUAUCACUAAAGUAAUUGUUUCAAUUAAAAACCUGUUACACAGUUAGAACGGUAGUAUUCCUUGCUAAAGAUACCUCUGCAAUACUAAUAAUUGUAUCUGACUUCAAUUCAACAGUAAGGUAGAACUGUACCUUCUUUCCUCUCUAGUUUAUUAGGGAAGGGAAAUGUGGAGUUCAGGUAGCCAAUUCAGAUGCUGUCAGUGAUUCUGAUAUGUAGUGUGGAUGCAGCCAGGAUGCCAGAGAGAAGGUCUUGCAGUCUGCAUGCCCCUUUUUAUAAUACACCUAUGUUCAGUAAAAGUCACUAAUAAAUCCAUUGGAGACUAGAAGUCUGCUCUGUCUUAGAGUGUGGCUAAUUCUGUAAAACACCUGAAGUUGUGAUGGUGAAAGGAGAAAUAGUGAUCUUUUUUUCUUUGUCAUGAAAUGCAGAAAUGCAAUAUUCAGUCUCUGCACUCUUUUCCUUCCUUCCACCUCUUGCUUAGUCAUGUCACAGAUUCAAAGUCUUCAAUAGGCAGAACAACUAGAAAAACAUACCUGUUUCUGCUGUUAAUUGUAUCAUUACCUGUAACUGACAAUUUAGCCUGUUUUUUUCCAUCAAGCUUCCCACCUAAUUUUCACUGAAAUGCUAAAAACAUGCAAUAGGAAAGAACUCAUGAGAUAGGCUCAUCACACAGGACACAAAAGAUAAGCAGACUGAAAAGAAAUUUUGAGGACUGAAAGCCAACAAUGGACACCUAUCUUGUCCCUUCAGUUAAAGGCGUGUGUGGUUAUAUGAAUGUUCAAAUGACUUCCAGAGAUGAAACUCAGACUAAGAUUGGUGUGACUACUAUUUUUUCAGUCCAUGUAUAACUUAUCCUACGUAUAAUUGUAGGCAGCUGGAGAUAGAGGAGGGAUGUUGGGGGAGGAGGGAAGGUUGUUUCAGUGACCUGUUAGCAUGUGCAAGACUUUUGACACCAGUAACCUUGAACGGGGCACAGAUACUGUUUGCAAAAUUGUUUAGAUAUCUACUUAUUUUUGUGCCAAAAUAUGCACCAGCAAGCAAGCUUAAUAUCAGGUAAAGCACCUUUUAUACUCUUUAUUGUUUAAACGAAUAUAUUUGUGAAACAGAUCGAUAAUACAUAACACUGGAAGUGGGUGCUUCUUUCCAAAAGUACACAUGUAAAAAAAAAAAAAAAAAAAAAACAACAUUUGUGAGUUUAUCUGGCUUUUAAGCAAGUCUGAAAAUUAUAAUUAUGUAAUACAGUUGCCAGUGGUCUGUCCUUUAUCAUUUUAAAUAGAUCUGCAUUUUAAUGUUAUUUAUUUGCCAAUUUUUUGUAUACUUUAGGGUUACACUUUUGAACUCAAGCUAACUUUUUAUUUUCCUAGGCGGUUACAAAACAGAAUUUCAGAAUUCUUGUAAACUGCAGACCUUUUCUGAAUAGUCCUUUGUCUUUUCCUAUGGACCAGUUACCACUAAUGAGUCUGCAGUCCCCUUUUUACUGUACUCUUCCAAUAAAUGUAAAAUAUUUGUA
Tyto alba (common barn owl) is the source of this 11251-nucleotide messenger RNA. RefSeq names its product FER tyrosine kinase (gene FER). Gene Ontology annotation, molecular function: ATP binding; non-membrane spanning protein tyrosine kinase activity. Bases 379 to 2847 code for a protein of 822 amino acids. The transcript has 22 exons. The record is from RefSeq and is a predicted model, not a curated record. NCBI's taxonomy places the organism in Eukaryota, Metazoa, Chordata, Aves, Strigiformes, Tytonidae. Gene Ontology annotation, biological process: Fc-epsilon receptor signaling pathway; chemotaxis; cell adhesion.